Rubroshorea leprosula is the source of this 1919-nucleotide messenger RNA. The record is from the annotation of a GenBank genome assembly. Lineage: Eukaryota; Viridiplantae; Streptophyta; Magnoliopsida; Malvales; Dipterocarpaceae.
ACCAAUUUCUUGUGGAAGACGUGACAUCUAAACUUCAAUGAACAUGUUCAACAUGCAAUGAGAAAGCAUUUUCUCAGUGAUAUACUGGUCUACAAAUAACCACUAAGACUUGAAACCAAGCUGUGCAAGAUCAUUGAUCGAGUCAUAGAAACAUGAGGUCUGGUAAGGUGGUUUGGAGUCUGUUCUUGUUAUGUUUCUUGGCCAGUCACACUGGACUAGCCAUGGAAGAGAGUAAGGGCUUAAGCUUCAGGACUAGUUACAACUAUAAGGUUGCUCUUGCCAACGCAAUCUUGUUCUUAGAAGGGCAACGUUCAGGAAAGUUACCCUCUAGCCAGCGAGUUAAAUGGAGAGGAGACUCUGCACUCUCUGAUGGCAAACCUGAUAAAGUAAACCUAGUAGGGGGCUACUAUGAUGCUGGUGAUAAUGUGAAGUUUGCCUGGCCAAUGGCAUUCACAGUGACCUUGCUCAGUUGGGCUGCUGUAGAAUACAAGCAAGAGAUCUCUAUGGCUAACCAGCUUGUCUACCUCCAAAAUGCAAUCAGUUGGGGAACUGAUUUCUUAUUGCGAGCUAGUACUUCACCCACCACACUUUACACUCAGGUGGGAGAUGGAAAUGCUGAUCACCAGUGUUGGGAGCGGCCUGAAGACAUGGACACUCCUAGAACACUGUACAAGAUCACUUCUGCUUCACCAGGCACAGAGGCAGCAGCUGAGGCUGCUGCUGCUCUUUCUGCAGCUUCAAUUGUCUUCAAAGGAAUUAAUUCACACUAUUCUGCAAGGCUGCUGGAAAAAUCAGAAUCACUGUUUGAAUUUGCAGACAAGUAUAGAGGCUCUUACAAGGAUUCUUGCCCUUUCUACUGCUCUUUCUCAGGCUAUCAGGAUGAAUUAUUAUGGGCUGCAGCUUGGCUUUACCAAGCAACUGGAGAUAACAAGUACUUGAAUUAUGUUUUGAGCAACCAAGGAUGGAGUCAGGGAGUUUCAGAAUUCAGUUGGGACAACAAAUAUGCUGGAGCACAGAUAUUACUGGCCAAGGAUUUUCAUGGUGGAAAGAAGGAUUUGGCUAAAUUUAAGAGUGAUGCAGAGUCAUUUGUUUGCGCAUUAAUGCCAGGGAGCAGCUCUGUACAGAUUAAAACAACUCCAGGCGGGCUUUUGUAUACUAGAGAUGCUGCAAAUCUUCAAUAUGUUACAAGCUCUUCCAUGUUGCUAUUUAUCUACUCCAAGACCUUAAAAUCAACUAAUAUUGGUCAGGUCCAAUGUGGCUCUGCCCAUUUCUCUGACUCUCAAAUCAAAGCCUUUGCAAAAUCACAGGUAGACUACAUACUCGGAAACAACCCCAUGAAAAUGUCAUACAUGGUGGGAUUUGGCAGCAAAUACCCUUUGCAAUUACACCAUAGAGGUGCAUCCAUACCUGCUAUUCGUGAACAUCCAGCCAAGGUGAGCUGUGGUGAUGGCUACUCAAGCUACUACUCUUCUGGCAAACCAAACCCAAAUACACACGUUGGAGCAAUUGUUGGAGGACCUGAUUCAAACGAUCAUUUCAAUGAUGAAAGAUCAGACUACUCUCAUUCUGAACCUAUCACUUAUCUUAAUGCUGCUUUUGUGGGUGCGGUAGCUCCUUUGCUUGAUGCAAGCAAAGACAAGUCUUUGCAGAUUCUACUGCACAACAAUAAAACUACUCAUCUGUUUGACUCUAUGUAAUAUGCUACAAGUAAACGGCAAGCAGUAUUGUUGAAAUAAAGCCCCCAAAGGAAUGUCUCAACUGGUUAAGAACUUGAGACUCCAAGUUAGAGAUCUCAAUUCGAAUCUUAAGACGGUGAGGAGGGAUUAACGGAAGUGGAGGGUUAUCUCCUCUCCUAUGUAUAGCCCAUCAUCUAAUGUACCAAAAAAAAAAAGUAGUUUAAAUAAAGGCCAUCUGUGGAU